GAAGAAGACAGUGUUUGUUAAAGACAGUACACGUGCGAGGGAAAUGAUGCAAAAAUAACAAAAACAGAUAGAUAGGUACCAGUUAGUGACUGAGCCAGAGAAGAAGGAAACUACUCCCAUUCCUACUCUCUACUCUUUCCUAUUAACAUAUCAAUCCAUUCCUCUGCUUCGCAGAUCUAUCACACACCACGCCCGAUUAUUUCUAUAUAUAACUUUAACCAACAUGGAUUUCUAAUCGUUUCAUCCGAUUCGUCGCCAGAAAGAGAAAUGGCACAUCAGCGGCGGCGCCACCAUUAUUACCAACGCUUCCGUCUGAUGAUUCCGGUCAUUUCCGCCGUCGGCGCCGCGCUGCUUUUUCUCUUCGCUCUCCUUUCGUUUUUAGCUCCUUCUCCCGUCGAAACCGAUCGUAUGCACCGGAGACGCCAGCCAACUUCGAUUAACAUUCACGCGGAUGAGGCGAUUGGAAAUCAUCAUCCUGUGUUUCGCGUUCCGAGUGACGGAGGAAAGUUGGGACGUGAUAUCUGGAGCUCUCGAAAUUCAGAGCACUUCUUCGGCUGUAGCAAUUCCAGCAGCAAGUUUCAAAACGCUCAAGCGAUUACACAAUCGAAUCGAUACUUGUUGAUUGCAACAAGUGGAGGCUUGAAUCAACAAAGAACUGGGAUUACAGAUGCUGUUGUUGCUGCACGAAUUUUGAAUGCUACUCUUGUUGUUCCAAAAUUGGAUCAACGAUCUUUCUGGAAAGAUUCUAGCAACUUUUCAGAGAUCUUUGAUACUGAUUGGUUUAUAUCAUAUCUGUCAAAAGAUGUCAAAAUUAUCAAGCAACUCCCCAGUAAGGGUAGGAAAGCAUUAUCUGCAUAUAAUAUGCGAGUUCCAAGGAAGUGUAAUGAAAGGUGUUAUAUAAAUCGCAUAUUACCUGUACUCGUUAAAAAGCAUGCUGUUCAGCUGAGCAAAUUUGACUACAGGCUUGCAAACAGGUUGGAUACGGAUUAUCAGAAGUUGAGAUGUAGAGUUAAUUACCAUGCCUUAAGAUUUACCAACCCAAUACUUGCAAUGGGUGAGAAAUUGGUCCAUCGUAUGAGGAUGAGAAGCAAUCAUUAUAUUGCACUGCACCUAAGAUUUGAACCUGAUAUGCUUGCGUUUUCUGGAUGUGAUUACGGUGGAGGGGAGAAGGAGCAGAAGGAAUUGAGUGCAAUAAGGAGGAGGUGGAAGACAUUACAUAGAAGCAAUCCUGAUAGGGCAAGGAGGCAGGGAAGAUGCCCAUUAACCCCCGAAGAAGUUGGUCUCAUGCUAAGAGCAUUGGGAUAUGGUUCUGAUGUUCAUAUUUAUGUUGCAUCAGGGGAAGUAUAUGGAGGGGAAAGAACAUUGGCACCUCUAAAAGCAUUAUUCCCUAAUUUCCAUUCAAAAGAGACCAUUACUACUAAGGAAGAGUUGGAACCAUUUUCUUCAUUUUCUUCUCGCAUGGCUGCACUUGACUUCAUUGUCUGUGAUGAAAGUGAUGUAUUUGUAACGAAUAAUAAUGGAAAUAUGGCAAAAAUAUUAGCCGGGCGAAGGAGAUACUUUGGGCAUAAACCAACCAUUCGUCCAAAUGCUAAAAAACUCUAUCGAUUAUUCUUGAAUAGAAGUAAUUCAACUUGGGAAGUUUUUGCUUCUAGUGUCCGUAAUUUCCAGAGAGGUUUCAUGGGGGAGCCAAAGGAGGUUAGACCAGGUAGAGGCGGGUUUCAUGAGAAUCCAUCGACCUGCAUAUGUGAAGAUUCUGCAGCCAAAGUCGACAAAAAUUCAGGACCUAGAAAAUAUGGGAAGGAUAAUUCAACGAAGAAAAAUGUGGCAAAUGAUGAACCGGUUGUUGACAAUGAGUCUGAAUGGCCAGACAUGGAUGAGGAUGAUGAACAGAAUGAUUUGACAGAGAAGGGUGCGUUCAAUGAAACAACUGCAGACUACGAAGCUCUGAACUUUGAGGAUCCUGAUUUGGAGGAAUUUAUAUCAGAUUAGUGAAAGCCGCAUUAUUAAGUGCUGAUGUACCUGCUGACUCAUUAUGGUUCUUUGCCUUCAUCACGUUCCCUUGAGCAGAUGCUGCUAGAUUUGACUGUUAUAAAAGCCCCAAAAACAGGAAACAGAAAAGGCACUCCUUUCUCAAUACUGGACGAACUAUAGUAAAAAGACAUCUAAAAAAUAUAAUCAUACGAUCAUCUUCUGCAUUUCUAAGGACAUAAUGGCCUCAGUUUGAUGCUGAAUUUGGGGGUGUUCGGGCUUGUACUUGAAUCAGUAAAGAGGUAACGAGAAGUGAGCAAUGGGAAUAGAGUUGGAGGACAACCAUCCGACAUAUAACUGCACACAAAAUUGAGUUUGCUAGGAAGUAGUAUGAAAAUCUGUAUAUCUUGAGGAAAACCGUCGCAGUUGAUACUUGCACCGUCGUUCUUGUCUCCCUUUUACAUUGAUGCAGACCACCUCACUAUUAGAAGCAAUUAGGUGCCAACUAUAUUUUUUGCGCCUAAAGGGAACAUAGUAAAAGUGAUGGCCUGAUGGGUUACUUAGCCUGUUUUAUGAACAUGGAUAAAUUCUUCCAUACGAGUAGUCACAAUGAAAAGUAGAUUUUAUUUCACAAAUUUGUGCUUGGUGGAAUAUGUUGACAUUGUCAAUGUACUCUCUUCGUUUGGAGGAAUUAGAGAAAACAGUAUAUUGAAGAUAUUUGUCUAUAUAUUCAACUCUAGUCCCUGUCUGUGAUUGUGAACAGCGAAAACUUAUGUCAGGCAGUUUGGAA
Cajanus cajan (pigeon pea) is the source of this 2758-nucleotide messenger RNA. RefSeq names its product O-fucosyltransferase family protein. Lineage: Eukaryota; Viridiplantae; Streptophyta; Magnoliopsida; Fabales; Fabaceae. The record is from RefSeq and is a predicted model, not a curated record.